AGGAAACGCGAUGUGUUCCUGAAGAUGUGUGUUUUCAUGUGAUAUCCAGUUAUUACUUUUAUAUUAAUAAUCACGUAAUGUGACAAUAGUAUAAUCGUUUUAGAUAUAUAGUAUUAUUGAUCUAACAAGAGAUCUGAAUAGUGGUUAGACUAGAUAAGUGUUCAACAUGGUGCGAAGACGGUCAUACAUUUUGGGCGCUAUGGCGUUUGCGGUGAUGUGGGCAGUGGCAUCGGCCAGUGAUGCACAAGGAGUAUCUUCAACAGCUGCCACGGAGCGCGCGGCCACCACCGGGAGCUUCUGGCAAGGCUUUCUAGCCUCCCUGUCAGUGGUCAUAGUCUCCGAGCUCGGCGACAAAACCUUCUUCAUCGCCGCCAUAAUGGCCAUGAAGCACCCACGCAUCAUCGUCUUCGCCGGCGCGAUAUCAGCUCUCGUCUUCAUGACCAUACUCUCCGCGGCCUUCGGAUGGAUCGCGACGUACAUACCAAGGAUAUACACGUAUUACAUCAGUGCGGCGCUGUUCGCGAUCUUUGGGCUGAAGAUGCUGAGAGACGGGUGGAAAAUGGACCCGAAUGAAGGGCAGGAGGAGUUAGAGGAGGUGCAGAGUGAAUUGAAGAGGAGGGAGGAUCAGGAUGAAAAAGAAGAAACUCUAGAAAUGCUAGAGCAGGGUCAAGCAGAGAACAAGCGGCGGAAACGAAACGCCGUUAUUAAGGUGCUCCUCCAAGCGGCGACGCUAACCUUCCUCGCGGAGUGGGGCGACCGGUCGCAGCUGGCGACGGUGGUGCUGGCCACGCGCGAGAACACCGUCGGCGUGGUGGUGGGCGGCUCGCUGGGACACGCGCUGUGCACCGGCCUGGCUGUCGUGGGCGGCAGGAUGGUCGCGCAGAAGAUAUCUGUUAGGACUGUGACAAUAAUCGGUGGCUUGGUGUUCCUCUUCUUCGCCGUGAGCGCGCUCUUCAUCGGCCCCGACUAAUAUAGACAAUGUACGUGUAAGUGACAAUAGUAUGAUAGUUCCUUGUGCACUUAAUAUUACGUGCUAAGAACGAUUUUGUUAGAGCUAGUGUUGCUUAGGGCCAGUUCGUCAAACACAGUUAACAGACAUUAACGUAACGCAGAAAUUCCCA
Leguminivora glycinivorella is the source of this 1121-nucleotide messenger RNA. RefSeq names its product transmembrane protein 165-like. Gene Ontology annotation, molecular function: calcium ion transmembrane transporter activity; manganese ion transmembrane transporter activity. The record is from RefSeq and is a predicted model, not a curated record. Gene Ontology annotation, cellular component: Golgi apparatus. Bases 167 to 970 code for a protein of 267 amino acids. Gene Ontology annotation, biological process: manganese ion transmembrane transport; Golgi calcium ion homeostasis; calcium ion transmembrane transport. Lineage: Eukaryota; Metazoa; Arthropoda; Insecta; Lepidoptera; Tortricidae. The transcript is spliced from 6 exons.